UCGGCGGCGCUCGGCUGUCUCCGGCGCGGCUCGGCUCGGGUCCGCGGCCGCUGCGGCGCCGGGCAUUUCUCCGCAGCUCGGCUCGCGGCCGCGCCCAUGCAGGCCAUCAAGUGCGUGGUGGUCGGCGACGGCGCCGUGGGCAAGACGUGCCUGCUCAUCAGCUACACGACCAACGCGUUCCCAGGAGAGUACAUCCCCACCGUCUUUGACAACUACUCGGCCAACGUGAUGGUGGACGGCAAGCCGGUCAACCUUGGGCUGUGGGACACGGCGGGGCAGGAGGACUACGACCGGCUGCGACCCCUCUCCUACCCGCAGACGGAUGUCUUUCUGAUUUGCUUUUCCCUGGUGAGCCCGGCCUCCUUCGAGAACGUCCGUGCCAAGUGGUACCCGGAGGUGCGGCACCACUGUCCCCAUACUCCCAUCCUGCUGGUGGGCACCAAGCUGGACCUCCGGGACGACAAGGACACCACCGAGCGGCUGCGGGACAAGAAGCUGGCACCCAUCACCUACCCACAGGGCCUGGCCAUGGCCCGUGAGAUCGGCUCCGUCAAGUACUUGGAGUGCUCGGCACUGACCCAGCGGGGCCUCAAGACGGUGUUUGACGAGGCCAUUCGUGCUGUGCUGUGCCCGCCCCCCGUCAAGAAGCCGGGCAAGAAGUGCAGCGUGGUGUAGGGGCCAGGCUGGGCGCAGCCCCAGCCUUCUCCGGCCCCGGGAGCCCCGAGG
This is a messenger RNA of Ochotona princeps (American pika), 726 nucleotides long. RefSeq names its product Rac family small GTPase 3 (gene RAC3). Gene Ontology annotation, cellular component: cell cortex; cytoplasmic vesicle; cell projection. Gene Ontology annotation, biological process: small GTPase-mediated signal transduction; establishment or maintenance of cell polarity; actin filament organization. NCBI's taxonomy places the organism in Eukaryota, Metazoa, Chordata, Mammalia, Lagomorpha, Ochotonidae. The coding region runs from base 97 to 675 and encodes 192 amino acids. The record is from RefSeq and is a predicted model, not a curated record. The transcript is spliced from 6 exons. Gene Ontology annotation, molecular function: GTP binding; protein kinase binding; GTPase activity.